Molecule: messenger RNA, 464 nt
Organism: Cuscuta europaea
Lineage: Eukaryota; Viridiplantae; Streptophyta; Magnoliopsida; Solanales; Convolvulaceae
Source: the annotation of a GenBank genome assembly
CCAGAAAUAGAGAGAGAAGUAAAAAAGGCGGGAGUGAGACCAGAAGAUCGGCCCGAUUUGGUUACAAGGGUCUUUAAGAUAAAGCUAAACAAUUUGAUAGCCGAUUUGAAAGAUCAGAAUAUAUUCGGCCAUCCAAGAGCAUUGGUCUACACGAUAGAAUUUCAAAAAAGGGGACUGCCGCAUGCCCAUAUUGUGUUGUUCUUACAACCAGAGUUCAAACUAAGGGAGUGUGAUGAUAUAGACAAAGUCAUAUCAGCCGAAUUGCCGGAUCCGAAUCUCGACUAUGAGCUCUUUAAUGCGAUGCAAAGCACAAUGAUCCAUGGACCAUGUGGAUAUCUAAACAAGAAAGCACUGUGCAUGGAAAACGGAAAGUGUGGCAAAUAUUAUCCAAGAACUUUUAACCAAUUCACAACAGUGCGUGAAGAUGGUUAUCCAAUCUAUAGAAGGAAUACCGGUAUCACGGC